UAUAAAGCAAUGGACAUAUAAUAUCGAGGUUAUAGAUCUCUCCGCUCACAAAGAGUGCGAUUGAAAGAAACUCAACCCAUUACUCAUAAAUAUGUGAUAGCGCGGUAUACAUCUCAUUGUUUUUUGUUGUUGCAACGUUUCCUCUUAAAAAUCUUUUCAAAGGAAUACGCAAAUAUUAUUUUUCUUUCAAAGAAAUAAAACUCUGCAAUUUGACGUGAAUAUUCUACGAGAUAUCUGACCGUUUCGAACGAUACACCUUUGAUUUGUGCCAUACGAUAUGUCUUUCUUCGACAAUCGCUACUAUUAUGUCAACAAAAGAUUGCUGUCCGUAAUUGGCCAAUGGCCAUUUCAAUCGCGACUGGAGAGUAACAUGAUGUUUGCCGUUACAUCUUUGUUCAUUUUCAGUUUAACAGCGUUUGAGUUUUGGGGUUUAGCAGCUGGGAUAACGGAUCUGAACAUCAUCAUGGAAAAUGCUUCGCCAUUACUGGUGAAUUGCAUGAUGAUCAUCAAAUUCAUAAACUGUGUGAUUACUAAUGACAAAAUGAAAGUGCUUUACGAGGACAUCGAACAAACGUGGAAGAAAAAAUGUACGGGUGCAGAGAAAGAAAUAUUACAGCGUUAUGCGGAGAAAAGCAGAUCUUUUACAAUACGAUACGCGAAGGAAUUUAUUGCAGUUGCUCUUUAUGCAACGUGGCUCUUUUACUCUACGACACCGCUCGUCAUUACUUGGAUCUAUAAGCUAUUACCGACAAACGAAACAUACACGGCCAGGUUUCUAUAUCGCAUGGAACACGUUCUCGACAUGGACAAAUAUUUCAACCUGUUGAUGCUUCACGGGUUUAUCAGCGUAUUCUACAUAGUUCAAGUGCCGAUAGCUCUCGAAUCCACUUUUGUAUUUUGCACUCACCAUAUUUGUGCAUUGUUAGAAUGCAUAAGAUAUAACAUAGAGUGUUUACAAAGCACGGAUUUCGUGUUGCUGGAGCCAAAUAUUAAGGAUGAUAAAACGUAUCAUGACUUAGUUGACUGCAUCAAAUCCUACAAACAUGUCUUAAAACUUUCCGAUGUGCUCGCAUCUAACUAUGCAGUAUCAUUUCUCUUUUUAUUGGGAAAUAUAAUUAUAUGUUUAAGCUUCGGCGCCGCUGAGAUAAUAAUAAUAGACAUUCAACUUGACGAAUUAAUCAGAAUUCUCGCUGCUGAUUUAGCGCAAGUAGCACACAUAUAUGUGCUGAGUAUGAUUUCUCAACGAUUAAUUGAUCAUAGCAGUGCAUUUCAAGAUGUAAUUUACAGCUGCGAUUGGUAUAAUAUGUCAAUCAGAUCAAGACGUCUCGUAAUGUUUACAAUAAUGCGUACUACUAAGCCGUGCGAAAUAAAAGCUGGUAAGAUAUUCGUAAUGUCAAUGGAGAACUUCAGUUCGAUCUUAAAAGUAUCUUUAUCAUAUUUUACGAUGCUUACGUCAUUACAAGAAUCAGAAAAAACUAUAAGUUUUUAAUGAAAUUAUCAUAUCUAUUGUCUUUGGGUGUGGGAACAUAUCUGAAUAUCAUUAUUAUUCUGGUUUUAUAUCUAUAUAAAAUUUAUAUAUCUAUAUAAAAUCAGAUCACGUCCAUAAUAUACUUCAUAAUGUGUCAAAUUUCAUUUUUUAUGUCAAAAUAUUUUUUGCGUUGAGAAUAACAUUUUUCUAAUGCACCAAUAUAAAUAAGUUCUUAAGAAAACUAUUAAUUUUGUAUUGAUAUCAAUUAUUAUUCUUUUACAUGAGAUGUAAUGUAAUAAAUAAUAAAUACAGAUGUAAACCAUUA
This is a messenger RNA of Solenopsis invicta (red fire ant), 1793 nucleotides long. RefSeq names its product odorant receptor 30a. Gene Ontology annotation, cellular component: plasma membrane. Gene Ontology annotation, molecular function: odorant binding; olfactory receptor activity. The record is from RefSeq and is a predicted model, not a curated record. Gene Ontology annotation, biological process: detection of chemical stimulus involved in sensory perception of smell; sensory perception of smell. The transcript has 9 exons. Bases 278 to 1489 code for a protein of 403 amino acids. Lineage: Eukaryota; Metazoa; Arthropoda; Insecta; Hymenoptera; Formicidae.